CGGCGCUGAAGCGUUGCACCAUGUUGCACCAAAAUAUGGACGCCGCAAUGCAGUUUGUGGAAGGGCCGCGCAAGCAUUGGCAAAAGCAAGUCAUGAGUAUAAGGGAUCAUAGAACCGGUUUUGACCACCGCACACCAUGGUCGUGGGCCAGAAGCCCACAAGAGUGCAAAGGUCAUCAUAAAGUGACACGUCUUUCUGUCAAACAGGCAUCAUUGUUCUUCGGUCUUUUUGCUUCAAAUCAACAAAACCCAAGGAUUUGGCUUCAACUGCACUGCCGUCUUGGGCUAUGAGCUGAGCUUUUUGCAGAGCGUUUCGAUUCUCCAAGCCUUGUGCUCUGCACACACCUUCGCCAAUGCAGCGCUGGUCCAAUACUUGUUCGAAUUCUGCUCCUCGGACGACGGGUUUUGCCGAUUGGAUUCUUUGGCUUUGCACAUGCGGCGCUUGCGCAGCGAGCUCCUCCGAAGCUCUGCUCAGGUUGCAGGACGAUUGACCGGCAGCCUCAGACAGGCUGUGGCCCUGAGUGGACGAAAGACUUGGCACACAUCACGCUGCAACGCGCUUUUAUAUUUGUCCCGGCAGAAGUACUACAGCCAUGUGCCAGUGGGAAAUCUACUUGCUUGCAUGACAGGCUUCAAGGAUGCCUCCUUUAUGCAAUGGCAGGUGCUCAUGAAGUACGCCAUGCAACAGAGCAGGGCGAAGAACGGUGUCUUUUGGUUCUUCGACCAGCAGAUGCAUGGUGGCGUUCCCGGAGAGAAUCCUGGCAAGGACCGGCACACUUGGCGCAGCUUCGUGGUUUACAGUUUGCUGCGGAAGGUGAAUAGCUCCAAGGAGCACCGUAGACCAUGGGCGGCAGAAAUUGGAGUUUCUCGAGGUAGCACCUCGGAGAUCUUGCUGAAGGAAUUGCCAAGCUUGCAGAUGAUUUUGGUGGAGCCGGAGAUUACAUGGCUGGCCAGGACUCGGAUGCAGCCGUUUCGCGAGCGCGUUGUGUGGAUCAACGCUCCCAGCAGCCGAGCGUCGUACGAAGUGGCCGACGAGUCACUGGACGUGGUCUUCAUCGAUGGGGAUCACAGCUAUGAGGCUGUUCGGGAAGACAUUGCCCACUGGAGUGGCAAAGUGCGCCCCGGAGGAUAUUUGUCCGGGCACGACUUCACUCCUUCAUGUGCUGGAGUGGUCCAGGCUGUGAAUGACUUUGCGCUCCAGCACAAUGCGACUAUCAAUUUGCAGAUCGAUUGCUGGUGGUUCAGGAAGUCAGCAGAUAGGACCUGGAAAUGAGCCAUGGUCAACAUUACCCUACAGCCAAUGCUUCUUGUUUCUCAAAGAAGCUAUGGAGUGUACAGUCUACACGUCAUCCAACACUGGACUUUCUGUGAACCACACUGUAGAUUCAGUUCUCCUAGAUCAAGGAGAAGCUGACAAGUGAAAGCUGCUAUAAGGAGAACAGACGAAACGAUUCUGCAGAUUGGAACUAUGGCAAUCCAGUGAGUGAUGGCGGCCGCGGUCCCAGCGGAUGUGACGACCACUGUGAAGGGCUUCGAACGAUGUACGAGAGCCCCCACGGCCAUCUGAUUCCACGCAUAGAGGAAAGUCUCUUUGUCUCAAUCAUUAUAUAUAUAUAGAUGCACGCCCGCUGCGUCGCUCACCACUUGCACAGGAACUGCAGAUGGCACGAAGCAAGGCCGCUCCAAGCCGCUGCGAGGGAAGAUUUGGAAGUUGAUGCACCGCUGGCCGGUGCAGUCAUGAUGUAUGACAGCAAGAAAUUCUGGGCGAUGGAUGUCGUUGCUGGUGGAUGUCGUGGUUGGUUCCAGCAGAAUUUUCUUCGCUCAAGGGUGCGACAUGAGGAUCUCUCUACCUUGCGCAAGAGAUCGGUUUGAACCAGGAAAAA
This is a messenger RNA of Durusdinium trenchii, 1882 nucleotides long. NCBI's taxonomy places the organism in Eukaryota, Dinophyceae, Suessiales, Symbiodiniaceae. The record is from the annotation of a GenBank genome assembly.